AUGGACACCCCGCCACCAGAAGAAAAAGUCAAAGAGCUUGUAUAUGACCCCGACAAAGCCUCACACAACGAAAAUGAAACUGAUGGUCGGCUCUCGGAAGAGCGUCCGUCGAAGCUUGUAUAUGAUCCCGAGAAAAUCUCACACACCGAUAAUGAUGUCGAUGGCCGGUUUUCGGAAGAACAUCCAUCGACCUCAAGAUCCGAGGAUACAGCAAGUCAAGCCUCGAGUGAAACUGAGUAUGCAACUCCUGUAGUCGAAGCAGCUCCGUUGACAGUGAUUGUGGAAGAGAAAACGAUAGAAGUGACGGAAGAACAAUCGAGGAGUCCUAGCAUUAUCGAAGAGACGUUGCCAUAUUCAGAGCACGAGUUGGGAGAGGAGAAAAAGGAGGAUGCAAACUCGACCUCGUCCUUAUCCGAAGAGGAAAUCAUGGUGGUUUCACCACAUGCUCAGAGUAAGUGUUUACUCAGUUUUUUCGGAAAAUCAUUUUUUUUUCAAAAUAAACGGAGGCGAAAGAUAUACUCAGGUAGUCUAUGUGCAGAAAUACUCUUAUCUAACGGAAACUUCGUUUUAAUGGUAGACUAUCGUGCAGUUAGGGAAAAUACCCUAAGUCGAUUUCUCAGUCUUUUCUAAUU
This is a messenger RNA of Cylicostephanus goldi, 632 nucleotides long. Lineage: Eukaryota; Metazoa; Nematoda; Chromadorea; Rhabditida; Strongylidae. The record is from the annotation of a GenBank genome assembly.